This is a messenger RNA of Aspergillus mulundensis, 1701 nucleotides long. RefSeq lists its product as uncharacterized. The record is from RefSeq and is a predicted model, not a curated record. NCBI's taxonomy places the organism in Eukaryota, Fungi, Ascomycota, Eurotiomycetes, Eurotiales, Aspergillaceae. Bases 1 to 1701 code for a protein of 566 amino acids. The transcript is spliced from 3 exons. Gene Ontology annotation, biological process: transmembrane transport. Gene Ontology annotation, molecular function: transmembrane transporter activity.
AUGGCAGGCAAUCGGCAACAGGCAGCGGAAAAGGCCCUGCAUGAUCAAACGAAUAUACUCCCACGAGGACGGCUUCUUGUUGUCUUUGCCGGUCUCGCGAUCUCGCUGUUUAUUUCUUUCGUCGACCAAAAUGGAAUCACCGUGACAUUACCGUCAAUCGCAGAGGAUCUGAACGGGAAAGAUACGAUAUCAUGGGCGGGCACAUCAUCACUCAUCGCCAACACCAUGUUCAGCGUGUUGUACGGGCGGUUAUCAGACAUCUUUGGGCGGAAGAUUGUGUACUUGUGCGCAUUGGCAUUGCUAUGUAUCGCGGACUUGCUCUGCGGGUUGUCUCAGAAUGCAGCCAUGUUUUAUGUCUUCCGCGGCCUGGCCGGUGUUGCCGGGGGCGGUAUUAGCUCUUUGGCUAUGAUCAUCGUGUCGGACGUUGUGACCCUCGAGCAGAGGGGCAAGUAUCAGGGAAUUCUGGGAGCGGCGUUGGGUAUUGCCAAUGUUGUUGGUCCGUUCAUCGCGGCGGCGUUCAUUCUCCGAGCGACAUGGCGUGGGUUCUUCUGGAUGCUUGCGCCGCUGGCUGCUUGCUCAAUUGUUGUGGGAUACUUCCUCAUUCCUGAUACCGCGGCCAAGGGCAGUUUCCGGACGAAUCUGAAGAAGAUUGAUUAUUUCGGUAUCAUUGCCUCCUCGAUUGGCAUCAUCUUCCUGUUGAUUCCGAUCUCUGGGGGUGGUUCAUACUUCGUGUGGGAUUCGCCCAUGGUCAUCAGCAUGCUUGUUAUUGGAGGAUUGUCGUUGAUCACCUUCUUCUUCAUCGAAUGGAAGAUCGCAGUGUUGCCCAUGUUGCCGAUGGAGUUUUUCAAGAACAAGGUCAUCGUUGCGCUCUUCCUGCAGAGCUUUCUGUUAGGAGCUGUUUACCAAGCAUACCUCUACUACCUCCCACUCUACUACCAAAACGCCCGUGGCUGGUCCCCAAUCGUCUCGGCAGCCCUAACAUGUCCGAUGGUCGCCUGUCAAUCCAUCUCGUCCGUGCUCUCAGGUCAAUAUAUUUCACGCCAAAAACGAUACGGUGAGGUCAUCUGGUUUGGCUUCGGCAUGUGGACACUCGGCGCCGGCCUAACCCUCCUCUUCAACACAUCCACCCACCCCGCUGCAAUAGCAGUAAUUGUCGCCAUCACUGGCACCGGAGUGGGCUGCACCUUCCAACCAACCCUGGUAGCCUUCCAAGCACACUGCACGAAGCGCCAGCGUGCCGUCGUAAUCUCAGACCGGAAUUUCUUCCGCUGCAUGGGCGGUGCGUGUGGUCUCGCCAUCUCCGGUGCUGUAUUGCAAGCAACGCUCCGCUCGCACUUGCCAGCCGGGUAUAAAAACCUGUCGGAUUCGACGUACUCGUUGCCGUCCCAGUCGUCGGUGCCAGAGGCUGCGUGGGGUGGAAUUGUGGAUGCGUAUACGGCUGCAAGCAAGGCGGUGUUUAUCUUGCAGGUGCCAUUAAUCGGGGUUUGCUUCUUGGCUUGUUUGUUGAUUAGGGAUCAUGGGUUGGAGAGGCCGAAGGAUGCUGCGGAGUUGGAGGAGGAGAGGAGGAGGGAGAUUGAGGCGAGGGAGAAAAGUGCGGACUCUUCAGAGACGACUAGUCAGGUUUUGACGCCCGAGAGGCGCUCCGUUGAGAGAGAGGAUGGGAAUGGAGGUGGGAAUGAAAAGGGGAGGGAGGAGGUUUGA